Hydra vulgaris (swiftwater hydra) is the source of this 1263-nucleotide messenger RNA. Its product is annotated as STE20-related kinase adapter protein alpha. NCBI's taxonomy places the organism in Eukaryota, Metazoa, Cnidaria, Hydrozoa, Anthoathecata, Hydridae. The record is from RefSeq and is a predicted model, not a curated record. Gene Ontology annotation, cellular component: serine/threonine protein kinase complex. Gene Ontology annotation, molecular function: ATP binding; protein kinase activity; protein serine/threonine kinase activator activity. Gene Ontology annotation, biological process: protein phosphorylation; protein export from nucleus; activation of protein kinase activity.
CACACACACACAUAUAUAUAUAUAUAUUAGUUUGAAAAAUAUCAAAACAUGAAAGGUAAAUGAAAAUGAAAAAAUGAAGCCAUGCUUAAACAAGCCAAACUAAAAGAUGCCAAAUUAUCUUUUGAAGACAUGUAUGAAAUCGGUUGCAAAAUUGGAAAAGGAACCUUUGGUUUAUCAGAGCUAUAUUUUGCUAAACCUAGAAAUGAUACCUAUGAUAAAAAUUUGCAAGUAAUGCGUAAAACAAAGAUUGAAAGGCUGUCAAAUGAGGCUCUAGAGGAACUGCAGAAAGAAUUACACCUUUCAGAAAUGAUUGACUGUCCUGGUGUUUUAUCAUUUUAUCACUCAUUUGUCAAAGAUGAAUACAUAUUUACCUUUUUUCCAUUAUACAACUAUGGUUCUUGCUAUGAUUUAUUAUCAUCAGAAUUUCACCAUGGUCUACCUAUACAACUUGUGGCUGUGGUUAUUCGCUCAACUAUUCUUGCAUUAGAAUAUCUUCAUGAUUUUGGUAUAAUACACAGAGCUGUUAAAGCAAGCCAUAUACUUCUUAAUUCUUGUGGGAAUGUUUGUUUAUCAGGUCUUUCGUAUAGUCUUUUAUUACCUAAAGAAAAUCAAAUAGCUUACGAUUAUCCUAAACAUGCAGUCCAGAUGCUUCCUUGGGUUUCUCCGGAAAUAUUACAGCAGAAUGUUAAAGGCUAUACUUACUUAACAGAUAUUUAUAGCCUUGGUAUCACAAUUUUUGAACUUGUGUCUGGCACAGUUCCAUUUCAUGGCAUGAAACCAACGGAGAUUUUACUUCAAAAACUAUGUGGUGUUGUGCCCCAAUUUCCAGAUUACUCUAAAAGCUUAGAUUCACAAUCAGAUAUUGUGAUUUCACAAUCUUCAUUGGAUGGAUUUGAAAAUGAUACUGAAUACACAACAGCUGCCCCAAUCUUGCAAAAGCACAAGCGAAUAAAACACUUACAUCAAUUAGUUGAUGCUUGUCUACAAUUAGAUCCUUCUGCAAGACCAUCUGCUUACCAGUUACAUUAUUGCUUGUAUAUCCGUCAUGUAAAGCGCAAACAAAAGGAAAAGGAUUUUCCAUCAUUUACUACCAUGCUCAAUCCUCUGGAGCCUGUGACUAAAUUUAUUCCUGCAGACGGAUCAUAUCUAGAAAGUAAUUCUCCUACUAUCGUAUCCAACGAAGCCUGGUUGUUUCCCAGCUAGUUUUUGUUUAUAUAAUAUUGUAUAUUUUUUGUAGAUACAUGUGAAAUUAUCACAUUCAUA